Messenger RNA from Gracilinanus agilis (Agile Gracile Mouse Opossum), 2022 nucleotides. It is a transcript of the gene TNFAIP8L1, whose product is annotated as TNF alpha induced protein 8 like 1. The record is from RefSeq and is a predicted model, not a curated record. The transcript is spliced from 2 exons. The coding region runs from base 26 to 586 and encodes 186 amino acids. Gene Ontology annotation, biological process: negative regulation of TOR signaling; regulation of apoptotic process. Gene Ontology annotation, cellular component: cytoplasm. Lineage: Eukaryota; Metazoa; Chordata; Mammalia; Didelphimorphia; Didelphidae.
GGAGGCGGACCUGCUGGCAGAAAGUAUGGAUACCUUCAGUACCAAGAACCUUGCUCUGCAGGCUCAGAAGAAACUCCUGAGCAAGAUGGCCUCCAAGACUAUGGCCAGUGUGUUCAUUGAUGACACAAGCAGUGAGGUCCUAGAUGAGCUCUACAGGGUGACAAAGGAAUUCACCCGGAACCGCAAGGAGGCCCAAAAGAUCAUUAAGGACCUCAUCAAGAUCGUCAUGAAGUUGGGUAUCCUCUACCGAAAUGGGCAGUUCAGCCCCGAGGAGCUGGCACUAAUGGAACGCUUCCGAAAGAAGGUCCAUCACCUGGCCAUGACAGCAGUCAGCUUCUACCAGAUAGACUUUACAUUUGACCGGCGGGUCAUGGCCACCACCCUCCAUGAGUGUCGAGACCUGCUGCACCAGGCGGUCAACACACACCUGACGAGCAAGUCUCAUUCACGCAUCAACCAUGUCUUUAACCACUUUGCAGACUUUGAGUUUCUGGCAGCACUGUAUGGACCCUCUGAGCCCUACCGUUCCCACCUGCGACGGAUCUGUGAUGGGAUCAACAAAAUGCUAGAUGAAGAUAGCAUAUGACCUCAGAAAUGAUAGGAAACAGAGGCAACCGUCCUGCUCUUGGCCUCGGAGGUGGGGGGAGAUGUGUUUAUUCCCAUUUCUUUUCUCCCAGUCUGAAUCUAGCCCAAAUGACUCGAUCGACUCUCGUUCCUCAUGGUAUAAAAAGGGGUUUGCAACCCACAGAGUUGUUUUACCAGCAGAUUUCACAGGCAUGGUCUCUACUUUUGUAGGAAAUGCCCUCAGGGAGUCUAGGAGCCCAAAGUGGGGGGGAGCUUUUUGCUUCAAAAAGGAGUAUGUUUUAUCAUGGAGAAGAAUGUGAGCCAACCUUGGCAUCCAUUAGUUGGCACCUCAGCUUCAGGGAACUGGCCACACACCCCAGUGAAUGUCUUUUUCUCUGACUUGGUCCAAACUUUCAUUCCUGUGUGUGGCUCAGGAAUUGCCCUGUGGUCUUGUGAGAUCCAGCUGCAUUCACACCUCUGAAAGCUCAGUGUAUUCGGUCCAAGAGCUGGCAAGGGGAAACCUACCCCAUGGGAGCAGGAAUCUGUCCCCCUCACAAAGUUUGGGGUUUCAAGGAAAGCUAGUCAGGGCUGAGAAACUUAUUCAGCAAACUAAGGGAAAAGGCCUGAGAGUGCCAGCACACCCAGGCUUUGGUUUUUGGUUUGGGAAUUUUUUUAGGACUGAAAAGAUUUGUAAGAAUCAGAUCUGGUUCGGAUAUGUUCUUAGGCUAAAGAGAUAGCUUGCAGAGGGGCGACAGAUAGGACUGUUGAUGAGAGACUGAUGGUUCAUUUUACAUGUCCCUUUUUGAGCUCAAAGGCUUACAGUUCUUUAUCCUUUGGUAUUUUUCCACUGUGGCCGGAACUCCCCUUCCACGUGUGGGCAAAAGGCCAGGACUACCCCUAUACUCAUCCAUGAGAUGCAAAUUAAUCUUCUAAACUGUAAUAGAUCCUCGUUUACAGUGAGAUCAGAGACACAGCUUCACACCAAAUGACAAAUGGGCACUUUGGUUAUCCUAAUCCUAAGAGGUUCCCAAAUGACAUUCUGUCCUCAGUUCUUCGGGCUGAUUCUAUCGAUGUAGUUGUGUUUGUUCCUUGGUCACUCUUCAAUCUGUCCUUGGUAUUUCAUGGGUUUGGGAUUUAAUUUUUUUUUUUUUUUAAAGACAAGUGACACUACUGAGCUAUUUAAAUAAAAACACACAACUUCUACUUGGGCUGGUCCAAAGCUGGUAAUUCAGUGGCAUGCAACUGGUUCACAACCUGCUCUUGCUCUCCCUUUCCUUUUCAAUGGAAAGGAUGGUCCUAGCACUGCACAGGCUAUCAUGCUCCUGUGACCUUUUCUGACAACAGCUCCCGUUUCCCAGUCCUUCGUGCAAUACAGGCAGUGGGCGUUGGGGUUGCUCUAUUCCAAAACAAAGAUUUGUUUCAGAUCAUGGUCAGCUUGACCGUGUACUCGAAAGACCA